AAACAACAACAUAACCUCUUAAUUAAAAUGCGAACAAUUUUAAAAACGUGAAAUAUUUUACAUUAGUGCUAAUAAAUUGUAAAAUUAACGACAUAAAAUGGAAAUAGAAGAAGAAGAACGAAGCAAAAUACGAGAAAAUAUAUCCAAUUUGAGUUUCGAAGAACUUUUAAAACUAAAAGAAGAAAUAGGCUCAAAAACCUUCAACGACACAUUAUUUAACUCGUCCAGUACGGGCAAUAAGCGUAAGAAACUCCAAAUCAAACGUGUGAAUAAAAAUCGACCCAGAGAAGUUAGUUCUAAGAUAAAAGUACCUACUAAAUUACGUUCGGAAGUUAAUGUUGUUCCGGUGGUUGCGAAAACUAGUGUGCCCAGAGAUCCCAGAUUUGAUCCUUUAUGUGGCCAAUUCGAUAGAGACUUGUUCAAAACUAAUUACAGUUUCGUAAAUGAUAUCAGAUUAAAUGAAAAACGCGAAUUAGAAGAAAAAUUAGAAAAUUGUGAUGACCCCGCAGAAAGAAAGACCAUUAAGCUGUUAUUACAAAGAGUGAAAAACCAAAUUAGAGAAAGUGAGAGGACAGAAAAGGAGGAGUUCGUCAAAAAGCAAGAGUCUAAUGAAAUAAGAGAAAAAUUGAAAAAAGGAGAAAAGCCGGAAUAUAAAAAGAAAUCUGUCAAAAAGCUGGAGAAUUUGAUAGAGAAAUACGAAGACUUGAAGAAAUCUAAUAAGAUACAUAAACAUAUCGAGAAGAAGUCGAAGAAAAUAGCGCAGAAAGAGAAAAGAGAAAAUAAGAUGGAUGAAUUUUAAGUUUUUGUUUAAGAUAUAAUUAGAUAUUUCAUUUCCUGCACCUAUCUCGAUAAAUAAAUAAUUUGUCAA
This is a messenger RNA of Phyllotreta striolata, 868 nucleotides long. The record is from the annotation of a GenBank genome assembly. Lineage: Eukaryota; Metazoa; Arthropoda; Insecta; Coleoptera; Chrysomelidae.